This is a messenger RNA of Yarrowia lipolytica CLIB122, 1602 nucleotides long. RefSeq lists its product as uncharacterized. NCBI's taxonomy places the organism in Eukaryota, Fungi, Ascomycota, Dipodascomycetes, Dipodascales. The record is from RefSeq and is a predicted model, not a curated record.
AUGCCUUCCAUUCAGAAACCCAUCCCUGUGACUCUUCUCAGUGGCUUCCUUGGAGCCGGUAAGACCACUCUGCUUGAGAACAUCCUCAAGGCCAAUCAUGGCUACAAGAUUGCUGUUGUUGUCAACGACAUGUCUGCGCUGAACAUUGACGCUUCUCUGCUGGUCAACCACAAGGUCAGCCAGAAGAAGGAGUCUAUGGUGCAGCUCCAGAACGGGUGUAUCUGUUGCACCCUUCGAGGUGACCUUCUCGAGGAGAUGGCUCAGCUCGCUUUUUCUGGCAAGUUUGACUACAUUGUGAUUGAGUCAACCGGUAUUUCUGAGCCCAUGCAGGUGGCUGAGACCUUCACUCAAGAGUUCACCACUGCUAUGCUAGAUGCUGAGGACAAGGUGGACCUUGGUAUGGACGAGAAGGUGCUUCGACAGAUUGCCGAGCAUGGAGGGCUUGCCAAACUCACGGCUCUGGAUACCGCCGUGACUGUCAUUGACUCCUUCAACUUCCUGCCCAACUUUGAGACCUUUGAUCUACUCAAGGACCGGUGGGAGAUUGGUAUGCCUGAGGAUGAACGAACCAUCUCCGACCUGCUGGUUGACCAGAUCGAGUUCUCCGACGUUAUCAUUCUCAACAAGACAGACACCAUUUCCACCAAAAAGCAGAAUAAGAUCAAGGCUCUGGUACGAAAGCUCAACCCGGUUGCCAAGGUCAUUACCACCAACUUCUGCAAGGUCGAUCUAAAGGAGAUCAUCAACACGGGCCUUUUUCAGUUCGAUAAGGCAGCCACCUCUGCCGGCUGGCUCCAAAGUAUCCAUGAGAUGACUGUUCGAGAUGUUGCUGCUGGUAGUAAGCUUGCACCCAAGCCCGAGACCGAGGAGUACAACAUCAACAACUUUGUGUACAGAGCACGAACUCCUUUCCAUCCUCUCAGGCUGCACGAGCUCAUCAGAGACAAGUUCCUCGUUAUGGAGUACAACACUCCCUCCGGAGCCGACGUUCACGAUGGUCACGAGAACGCCACCCAGGAGGCUGAGGACGAUGACCAGCAGCUGGAGCCUGUGGACGAAGACGGCGACUCUCCCAUGUCCCAGGAAGAAUGGGAAGAUGAGGAGGACUCCGACGAUGAAUCUGUCGAGCUCAUUGACGAGAAGGUUGUGUUGGAGAACAAGAAGAACUCAGUGUUUGGCAACCUGCUACGGUCCAAGGGAUACUUCUGGCUCGCCACCCGUCACAUUCUGCAGGGAGAGUGGUCGCAGGCCGGCGCCAUUCUCACCAUCAAGCCUGGGCAGCCCUGGUUCUGCGUCAUGAGUGAAAACUCGUGGCCCGACGACGAGACAGUCAGAGCCUACAUCAAGAAGGACUUCCAGGGCAUCUACGGCGACCGACGAAACGAAAUCGUCUUCAUCGGAGAGAACAUUGACACCGAGAAGCUCACCAAGGCUCUGGACCAUUGUCUUCUGACCCCCACAGAGAUGCGAAAGUUUGAGCGAAUCAUGAAACGAUUCAACGGCGACGUGAUCAAGACCGAGGCCAAGCUCAAUACCGCCUGGGAAGAUGGCUUUGAGGACUGGCCCGAUAUCAUUGCUGGUGGUGAUGAUGACGAAGAGUAA